This is a messenger RNA of Sphaeramia orbicularis (orbiculate cardinalfish), 6077 nucleotides long. It is a transcript of the gene nrp2a, whose product is annotated as neuropilin 2a. The transcript has 17 exons. Gene Ontology annotation, molecular function: semaphorin receptor activity; vascular endothelial growth factor receptor activity. Gene Ontology annotation, biological process: angiogenesis; axon guidance; vascular endothelial growth factor signaling pathway. The record is from RefSeq and is a predicted model, not a curated record. Lineage: Eukaryota; Metazoa; Chordata; Actinopteri; Kurtiformes; Apogonidae. The coding region runs from base 674 to 3328 and encodes 884 amino acids. Gene Ontology annotation, cellular component: glutamatergic synapse; axon; postsynaptic membrane.
CUACACACAUCUCCCUGACGCGUCCACGGCGCACACGGUGCUGUCGGAGAGAGGAGCGCAGGCUGCACGGAGCCGCAACCACAGACGGAACCGGGCUGGAGCAGAGGGACGGAGCUACGGGAGGUCAUGACAUGAGAGCAGGAGAGCCAGAGCGCACCACCUGAACGCAUUUUUUGUCUUAUUUUGUGACAUUUGUGCCGCAUCCAAACACAGGUUCUGACACUCGGACUUGUGUUGAGAGCGCUUUCCACUGGACUUGGUGUUUGCUACUAUCACCCUCGUGUGCGCAAAGACGCGGAGGCAGCUGAGGGAGAUCCACGGGUGUGUUUUCGUCGGACCUUGGCGCACUCCGGAGCGCACAGAUCCCGGACUGUAAUGAUCCUGGAGUUAGUUUGUUCUGUAUUUUUUUUCCUUGGAUGAAGCGCAGACUUUAAAGGCAAAGGGCUGCGCAAACACCAAUCCCUGAAUUUAUCCAACGAUAUGUACUUGGCAGACAGUUUUUAUCGCUGAUGGUAUUGAACACUGUGGGAUUAUUACUGAAUUGCUUUAGUUUCGACCCCAUUUUUGCCCCUAAGGGGUGUGGGUUUUUUUGGGAGUAACAACCUGAUCCAUAUCCUACGAGGUGGGAACGUUUGAAACUUCGAGCUUUCCACGAGUUCCCGCAUCAUCCAAGAUGGAUUUUGUGUCAUCGUUGAUUGGAUUUUUAAUGGCAAUGUGUCAUCUGGCAUUGAGAGUCAGAGGAGAAGAAGCAUCAGAAUGCGGCGGCGUCCUCGAUGCCAGCGAGGCGGGUUACAUCACCUCGCCCGGUUACCCUCUGGAGUACCCCCCUCACCAGAACUGUCACUGGAUCAUCACAGCACCAGAAUCCUCUCAGCGCAUCGUCCUCAACUUCAACCCGCACUUUGAGAUCGAGAGGCUGGACUGCAAGUAUGACUUCAUCGAAAUCCGCGACGGGACUUCAGAUAACGCAGAUGUUCUGGGCCGACACUGCAGCAACAUCGCCCCGGCACCAAUCAUCUCAUCUGGACCCUCCCUUCAGAUCAGAUUUGUCUCAGAUUAUGCCCAUCAAGGAGCGGGCUUCUCUCUGCGCUACGAGAUCUUCAAAACAGGGUCGGAGUUCUGCUUCCGCAAUUUCACCAGCCCCUCCGGCAUGAUCGAAUCACCGGGAUUCCCAGAUAAAUACCCUCAUAACCUGGAGUGCUCCUACAUGAUCAUCGCCCCGCCCCACAUGGACAUCACCCUCACGUUUUUGACCUUUGACCUUGAGAACGACCCCCUGCUGGUCGGAGAGGGCGACUGCAAGUACGACUGGCUGGAUGUGUGGGACGGCCUGCCACAAGUGGCUCCUCUGAUUGGCCGGUAUUGUGGGACAAAGAUCCCUCCGGAGAUCCAGUCGUCUUCCGGCCUGCUGUCCCUGUCUUUCCACACCGACAUGGCCGUGGCCAAAGACGGUUUCUCCGCCCGCUACAACAUGACGCACAAAGAAGUCAGCGACUCGUUCCACUGUAGCAUGGCGCUCGGCAUGGAGUCUGGGAAGAUCAGCGACGAUCAGAUCACCGCCUCUACGACCUUUUACGACAACCGCUGGUUACCGCGCCAGGCUCGCCUUAACAACGAUGAUAAUGCAUGGACCCCGUCAGAGGACAGCAACAAGGAGUAUAUCCAGGUUGACCUCCACUUCCUGAAGGUUUUGACAGGCAUCGCCACACAGGGGGCCGUUUCGAAAGAGACGCAGAAGUCCUAUUUCGUCACAACCUUCAAACUGGAGGUCAGCACCAAUGGGGAGGACUGGAUGGUCUACCGGCACGGCAAGAACCACAAGAUUUUCCACGCCAACACAGAUCCAGCUGAGGUGGUCCUGAACCGGGUCCCCCAGCCCGUUUUGGCUCGGUUCGUUCGGAUUCGACCGCAGACGUGGAAGAACGGCAUCGCUCUUCGCUUUGAGCUCUACGGAUGCCAGAUUACAGAUGCUCCAUGUUCAGACCUGCAGGGCCUGCUGUCCGGCCUGCUUCCCGAUGCCCAGAUCUCAGCCUCCUCCAGCAGGGACAUGGUGUGGAGUCCAGGGAGCGCCCGUCUGGUGGCUAGUCGCUCCGGCUGGUUUCCUGCGUCUGUACAGCCCCUAGCUGGAGAGGAGUGGCUUCAGGUGGAUCUCGGUGUGCCCAAGACUGUGCGAGGAGUGAUCACUCAGGGAGCGAGGGGAACAGAUGCAGAAAGCGGAACUACAGCCGACAACCGGGCAUUUGUUAGGAAGUACAAAGUGGCGUACAGCCUGACUGGAAAAGACUGGAGUUUCAUUAUUGACAGCAAGACUAGCUUGCCCAAGAUUUUCGAGGGAAACAUGCACUACGACACCCCUGAGCUGCGUCAUUUUGAUGAGAUUGUGGCCCAGUACGUCAGGCUGUAUCCAGAGAGGUGGUCUCCAGCAGGGAUCGGCAUGAGAGUGGAGAUACUUGGCUGUGACCUUCCAGAAAUCAGCACGCCUGCAGACACCGUUACGCCAACUCUGCCUCCUGCCACCGAAACAACCACUCCCCCCGUUACGACUACAGUAGCCAUGUCUCCUCCAUCAGACGGCGUGUGUGACUUUGACCAUGGCCUGUGUGGGUGGACCCAUGACCCCAGCGCCCCUCUCCUCUGGUCCCUGCACAGCCACGAGCUCAACAGUUACUUGUACAUCGAUGCCAGCUUAAAGACGGAGAAGCAGAAAGCCCGACUUAUAAGCCCAGUAGUGGUGGCCGACAGCGGACCCCUCUGCCUCCUCUUCUCCUACCAGAUGUGGGGGGAAGCCGAGGGUCACCUGAAGGUUCUUCUACGAGACGCUCACCAUGAGGAAACCCUCCUGUGGACGCUGAAAGAUGAUCAGGGCCCUGUGUGGAAGGAGGGCCGCACCAUUCUGCCUCGCUCUCCUAAAGACUUCCAGGUUGUGAUGGAGGGUUUCUUUGAGCAUGGCACCAGAGGACACAUCUGGAUCGACAACAUCCACAUGAGCUUGAGCAAGCCUCUGGAGGAGUGUACACAACCCAUAGCAGCAAUUUCUCCAGAAAUGACAGGGGGAGGCGUUCCAGUGCCUCCCUUGCCCAUCCACUGGUAUUACAUUAUGGCCGCUGGGGGCGCCCUCCUUCUCCUGGCAGUGGCCAUCUUGGUCAGAGCCCUCUGUUGCUGCCGACAACACCUGGCCACCAAGAAGAGCCAGCUGUCAGUGGCCUAUCACAGCUCCUCGCAGUGCUUCCAGUAUUCUAACUGGUCCUCAAGUAUGGCCGCCCCAGGGGUGGAGCCAGUCCUGACAGUGAGGUUGGACAGCCGGGACCGACACCGUACCCUCUGCUGAGAAGAAGCUCUUAGAUGGGUUGGGUGUGGCAGAGCAGGACGCCAACUUGUGACGUCAGUGGCAGGAUGUGUACGAGACUGACAGAGCAGCCACUUGAUGAACCCCUCCCUCAUUUAGUUUACAGUCGAAAAGGGUGAUGAUGACACGGACAUUGUCCCAAACUGCCAAGUGAAAAUUUGCAACACUGUGCUCUUUGUCUCUAAAAUGGCUGUAGCUUCGGUUGCUGUUUUCUCCUUUGUUCCAUGAAGGAGUUCACUGUUGACAUUUCCCACUAUGCUGCUCCCGAUGAGAGGACUGAAGUCUGAGUAAGUUAUUUAUCUGAACAGUUUGUUUCGGACCAUUGAGUGCCGUCUGGCUCCUCAUAACCCCAGCGGUCCUCCUGGAAUGACCCCAGCAUGGACGUACUCACAGACAUGUGUGGGCUGGAAAGAGAGAUGGAGGGGGUUAAGGGGUCGAGAUGGUUCUGCUCUCAGAGCCAGCCAGAGCUGCCAAACCACAGGCUAAAACAAGACCCCAGAGACACGAGGAGCUCUGCAGUACUGAGGGGAGGAAAACUGUUAGGCUGAGAGGCAUCCAGUGUGUGAACCGUGGAAAUGAUCUGGCCAGCUCCAGAAAAUAAAGUUCUCGGUUACCUGAAAUAACAACACAAUAGCUUUGAUAUGAAAUGGGUCUGUGUUGAGGCUGUAACUGAGGAGAAAAAAAAGUCCUUUCACUGUCCUUUUCAGACAGAGCAUGUGCACAUUUAAAAACAAAGGAAUGCAUAUCCAUCACACUUAAAAUCCUGCACCACAAAUGGAGAUAACCAGCUCAUUUGAUUGAACGUCUUGUCUUCUCCUGAUAAAGGCAUCAGUCAGUGAUGGAUGCAGCCGUCUUCAGUGUUUAGUGUUUCAUCUUGAUUCUCUGGCGUAAUAAUAAAGCACGUUUCUCCACUCCCAUUUAUGCUUCAUACCACCCACUUCCAUUGUUUCCCGUGUCUUUGAGCUGCCCAGAUGAAAGCCACGUGGAGCCAAGCCUUUGUUGUGUUUUCAGUGUGAAUAUGUGCUUGUUGUUUUUAGGGUUGUAAAUAGAUACAGCUGUCUGCCAUCACCAAUUUGUCUGUGAUUUAUAAUCCUACAAAUCCCACAAUGCCUCUGGACCAGCUGGAAGCCAUAAGUGCAGAGUUAUGCUCUAUAUGUGCACACUUGAGACUGAUCCAAGACAUUAUGAAAACCAGAGCACUAUCAUGAUUCUUUCUUUGUCACAGUGAAGAUGCCAUGAAUGACUUGGAGCAUUAAAUAAGAUGUAGAGAAUGCAUUUCAUGUUAAUAUUUAACAUAUCUGGGAUCUAAACGGCUGAUUCAUUGGGAAAUUCCUGACUAACUCCAACUGAGACAGACCAAUUGGCACCAAUUUGUCUCUCAUCAGUCAGUACUGAGGUGGCGCAAUUUGACACGAGCUCAGUUUAACACCCUGGAUUGAAUGAAAUUGAGGUCUUCACUCUGUGACUUAACGGGGCAUAGUUUUGUGAUCUGUCACACUCGCAAAAAUCCAUCACCUGCUGGCCCAUAGCUCAGCAGAAUGCGCCUCAAUUUGUUGCAAUUUAGAAGCUCCACUUUCUUUCCACUGUAAAAAAAAAAAAAAAAAAUAGAUGAAGGAGGUUUUUUGGCAUGCUCUCGCUAUGUGCUUUUAAAUCAACUUGAGGAGGAGGGAUUGGACACCCUUCCCGGUCCAUCUCGACACCGUUAACGCUCCAAGCCUCUAAUAGUUGUAAUUAGUUAAUGGACAGAUAACAUUUAUUAAGGCUGCGGUAAGCACUUUUCCCUCCCAUCUACUGCACCUCCAUUGCCCAAUCUCCUGCCAACUUCCGUUGCCCUGGAAACAGUAUUAAUAAUGCCAUUGGCCAUCAAAGACCUCCAGAUCUAGACGUGUGCCUUGCCAAGCAGUUUUUCCACUCCUGAACACUAGCCAAUAUCAGCGAGCGCAGACACACACUCACGUAUAUAGACACGAAUGUGCACUCACACAUACACACUCAUACACAAAAAGUGAAAAGAAAACUCCUCUAAAGUAUAAGUACACUUGAGCUUUUGGGCUUGACUAAAGUGCUGCAGCCAUUGCUAGUUUUACCACCCUUGUAAUCUUCCAAUUCAGACUCUCACAUACAUAUCAAUUUUCAGUUCACAUCGCCUGGCAGUGGCGUGGGUUUCAGUGAAGAGCUACUGUACGAGCACUACUUAAAUGUCGCCAUUAGGUUGUUUCUUUUUUUUUUUGCCUUUUGAGUAUCUGAUACACCACUCUUAAACAUGACAGUGAUGGUGAUUUUAAUGGUGAUAAUGAUUGGUAAUUUUAAUGAUUUAUUUAAAUGUCUGCAUCCUUAUUCAUGUGGAAUGAACAGUCUUAUUCCAUUAGUAUGCUAUGUGAUGACUGUGUGUUUGACAAGAAUGUAUCACAUUGACCUUUCUCUAUUAAUAAAGUCAUAUUUUUCUAUUAUUCCAUGACUUGUGUGUGGGUGUAUACCAAAGCUAAUACUAAGACUUGUAGUAUUACCAAUACAAAGGGUUAUGUAUCAUAGCAGGUUUUUUAUUUAAUAUAUGUGUGGGAAUUAGAAAAGCAGUACAAGCUGAUAAUUAUUAGCAUUGCAAAUUUCCAAUAAAGCAGCCAAAUUUUCAGUUAAACAUAAUGCUAAGUGUUCUAUAUGUGCUGGCCCUGCGAUGCAAAGCUACAAAUAAAGGCUUUUUUAUUUACUUCUUGUAUUAUUUAGCUAUAACAAG